This is a messenger RNA of Falco peregrinus (peregrine falcon), 882 nucleotides long. RefSeq names its product methyltransferase 21A, HSPA lysine (gene METTL21A). Lineage: Eukaryota; Metazoa; Chordata; Aves; Falconiformes; Falconidae. Bases 145 to 801 code for a protein of 218 amino acids. The record is from RefSeq and is a predicted model, not a curated record. Gene Ontology annotation, molecular function: protein-lysine N-methyltransferase activity. The transcript has 3 exons. Gene Ontology annotation, biological process: peptidyl-lysine methylation. Gene Ontology annotation, cellular component: cytoplasm; cytosol.
CCCGGGGCGGCGCGGCGGCGGGCAGGCGGCGCUGGGGAGGGCCCUGCCCGCCGGGCGCGGAGGCCGCGGGAGCGGUGAGGCCGCGGGGCUGUGGCUGCGGCCGCCGGGCCCCGCCGCGCCUCGGAGGCGGUCGCCGCCGGCGGGAUGGCCCUUGUGCCCUACGAGGAGGGAGCUGGCUGGGGAGCGCGGCAGCUGCACAGCCCCUCGGCCACCCACCGCUUCGCCAGCCGCACCAUCCGCCUCAGGCAGGACUGGCGGCGGCUGGGGGUGGCGGCCGUGGUCUGGGAUGCGGCUGUUGUCCUGUGUACUUAUCUGGAGAUGGGAGGCAUCGAUGUCAGGGAUCGGUCUGUGAUUGAGCUGGGAGCUGGAACCGGAUUGGUGGGAAUAGUGGCCACGUUAUUAGGUGCUCAUGUUACCAUCACAGACAGGGCGGCAGCACUGGAGUUUCUGGAGUCAAAUGUACAGGCUAACUUACCCUCUGAACUACGUCCGAGAGCUGUGGUGAAGGAGCUGACCUGGGGAAAAGACCUGGCUAACUUCCCUCCAGGAACGUUUGACUUCAUCCUGGGUGCAGACAUCGUUUAUCUGGAAGAAACCUUUGCAGAACUGCUUCAGACGCUGGAGCACCUGUGCUCAGCUCAAACUGUGAUUCUUCUUUCCUGUCGUAUCCGCUAUGAACGGGAUCACAAGUUCUUAAAGAUGCUGAGAAGCCGUUUCUCUGUAUAUGAGGUCCACUAUGAUUCCAGUAAAGAUGUUCAUAUCUACAAAGCACAGCAGGGUAGUUGCAAGGAUGACUUUUGACUCUAUGCUUUGUUAGUAAACCACUGAUGCUGUUCAGUCCUCCCCUUGUUUUACUCAAUACACUUGUUCCUAAGCAUAUAA